This is a messenger RNA of Paramecium sonneborni, 935 nucleotides long. The record is from the annotation of a GenBank genome assembly. NCBI's taxonomy places the organism in Eukaryota, Ciliophora, Oligohymenophorea, Peniculida, Parameciidae.
AUGAUCAGAACAGUAAAAGGAAGUAAUAAGGAGAAUUCUAGUAAGCAAAUUGAGAAAGAUAAGAGAUUGGUUGAAUAAUUUGAAAAGAUGAGAAAGUUAGAUUAGGAGGUAUAGAGUAUUCUUUUCUAUAGGUAGAAGUCUUGAUAAAAUAAAAUCAAUAAUUAAGAGAAUAGAUAAUAAUGUUGGAAGGAGAUUAUAAUAAAAUAAAGGAGUAAGUAAGAAUGUUAUAGAGAGAUAAAUCUGAAUUAAAAUAGUAAUUAGAUUUUUUAAUUGUUUAAUAGAAUAAAAAAGGUAGGUUAAAUGAAAUUGAAUUAUUAAAAAAGUAGAUUCAAGAAUUAUAGACAGAAUUAUAAUUGUUGAAGGAAUUUCAUAAGGCAGCUUAGAAAUUACUCAAAUCAAAUUUAGAAUAGACAGAAUAUUUUAAAGAGAGAUUCAAAAAGUUAGGAAUAGAAAAUCAAGCUUUACUGGAUUCAAAGACUAGACUCGAGAGUUUGUUUUAAGAAUUAUUAGAAUCAACAAAAUCGAAGAAAAUACUUAGAAAUUAUUCUGAAGUGUAAAUGAAAGGAUAUAAUUGUAAAAUGAUAAAUUAGAUAAAUUAAUAUAAUUUGUUAAUAACAGAGAUUAGUUCAACUUAUUUAGAGCCAAUGACUGAAAGACUAACAGCUAAAACUAGCAUUAAUUAGGUGCAUAAGAAUAAAGAUGUUCGUUCCCUUUUUAAACGACCAAUCUAAGUUGUUAGGAUCAGUACAUUAGGAAAAUCAAUAAAUGGAAAUUUCAUUAAUAAUGGAAAUAAUAUGAUAUAACAAUAAAUAAUAAAAAUUAAUAAGGAGGAAAUUGAAGUAUAAGUGGAAGAGUCUUAAGUAAAUUAGACAGAAAAUAAAUAAGAUGAAGAAUAGAAGGAGAAUGAAUAAACUUCAGAUGAUGAAAUGUUAUGA